This is a messenger RNA of Racocetra persica, 122 nucleotides long. The record is from the annotation of a GenBank genome assembly. NCBI's taxonomy places the organism in Eukaryota, Fungi, Glomeromycota, Glomeromycetes, Diversisporales, Gigasporaceae.
AGUUAUGAAGAUUUUAACUCAAAAUUGCUGGGGACUAUUGUAACUGAAGAAGAUGAUGAAGGUGAAGACGAUGAAAAAAAAGAUUUGGAAUCGUCUGAUGAUGAAAAAAAAGAUAUAGAAUC